Messenger RNA from Closterium sp. Yama58-4, 867 nucleotides. Lineage: Eukaryota; Viridiplantae; Streptophyta; Zygnematophyceae; Desmidiales; Closteriaceae. The record is from the annotation of a GenBank genome assembly.
AUGGCAGUCCCUACGCUCAAUACGCCGUUUCAGCCGUAUGUGUACCAGAGCCCACAAGCAGUGCUCACGCCGUUUCAGAUACUGGGAGGGGAGGCGCAGAUAGUGCAGAUCAUUCUGAAGCCGGGGGAGAGAGUGCGCGCAGAACCAGGCGCCAUGUGUUACAUGAGUGGUAACAUGAGUGCAGAGACGGCAAUGGAGGAGGGCAGUGUGUGGCGGUGGCUGUCCGGGGAGAGCUUUUUCACCAACACGUUCUUGAACCAGGGACCAGGGGAGGGGUACAUAGGACUUGCAACACCCACCAUGGCCAAAAUAUUGCCCAGGGACGCAUAUCUCUGUUCGCUCAACGACGUCACUGUCACAGCAGAAAUGACGCGCAGGCCCAGAGUGGGUCUCUUUGCCAUGGACGGUCUGUUCUACCAGAAGCUAAAAGGGAGAGGCCUCGCUUUCAUCUCUGGGGGAGGAUCAAUCGUUCAGAAGAACUUGGCAGCGGGGGAGGUGGUGGUGGUGGAUGCAGGCAGUGUAUUAGCUCUCACUCGCUCCGUUGACUUUGACGUGCGAUACGUCGGCUCCAUCAAAAAGGCUCUAUUCGGGGGCGAGGGCAUCUGUCACGCCCAUCUCACAGGCCCGGGAGUGGUCUUUCUGCAAAGUCUGCCCUUCCAUAGGCUCGCACGGAGGGUGGAGAGUCUGCCCUUCCAUAGGCUCGCACGGAGGGUGGAGAGGGCCAUAGCUAGCCCUCAGUUGCGGGAGGCACCUGCGCUGUGGCUGCGGCUCAUGCUCUCGAUUCUGCUGCUCUCCAUGCUCCUCGUUGCUCUCGCAUUCGCUCAGAGCCAACUUAACAUGCUCGAUUACCGACUCAACCUGCCUUAG